AUGGCCCUUCCUGCAUCUACCGCAGCACCAACUAAUAGAGGUCAGGGUGUCGCUGGUGAUUCCGAAGACAUCUGGAAUUCGCCCUCAACUCAGCCUCCCGCUCAGGACAGUGCUGCUGCGACCUCCGACAAAACAGCAGCAGGGCGGAUACAAGAGGAACAAGACUUAACUCGAGCUAUUCAACUGUCUCUUCAAGACCAAGCCAAAGCAGGGAAGCGAACAGAUACCCUAAUGGGUUCGUCUCAGCGUCUGUCGUCAUCAGAUGAGCCAUCACUUGAGCUUGUCUUGAGUCUGAACAAUGAGUUCACCGCCCUUGCCGACACGGCUGGCGAUACAGCCAUCUAUUUUGGGGCUCCUCCACAAAUGCCGGAGCAGAACGGCAAGGACUAUCACUACAUCAAACAGCAUUUUGAUCGGGUCCAUGUUGUCGAAAGCACAAAUCUUAGGCUCAUGGGCGACGAGUCCAGGUUUACUGACCGAGAUCUCCUGAACCCAACAAAGUCAUUUCGCGCCGAGAGAAAGCUGAGGAAGCUCGGUGUGUUGAACAAAGCAGAAGCUGCACACGGAGGGAAGUUCAAGUACUACAUCGACCUCCGCCCACCCAAUGAAGAUGAGGAAGCCGUCAUUCUCAUCACCGAUCUGACCUGUACGCGUGGUGUGCUCACAUGGCAUCUGGCAAGGCACAAGUAUGAUCUGUCUCCUCUUGCCGUUCUAGGCCACGACGAAUUCGGAAUUCAGCCUCAUGCCGACCCGUUGGCAAAGCGAUUGGUUUCAUCAGAGAACACGGGAGACGCAGACCCAAGCCCUUCCAACACGGCAAAGCCAAAAUCGAGUCAGUCAUCGGAUAACAAGGCUGCGCCUCCAGGCACAACUGCACCAGAUUAUUCUCCACUUCGGCACUGGUCCGCCCUCGAACGAAUGCUCCAGGCCAUUCAAGGGAAUGAUCCGAAGCUAGAUUCUGCCCCUAAACUCUGGACUUUUUUUGCCAUUGCGCGAUACUUUGGUUGUGCUACUCACGAGCGCAUCUCAGGUUGGAUCAUGACCUGGAUUUAUGCGGGCAACAAUAGCAACUUCAUUCAAAACAACCCUGAGGUGGCAUAUCGUAUCGGCAUGGCCAUCAGAUCGACGGAUCUUAUUAAAGAUUCCUUCUCCAUCCUCGUCGGCGAGAGGGCCCUUAUCGAAGCCUGCGGUGAGCUCAACCCGGAGAUUCUAACUCUUCGUCGUCAAAGUGUCCAUGGCCGAAAGCUGGAACUUCUUGACGACGAUGAACGCAAUCGAAUUGACCACGCUGCUUCGUCUUUCGUCAAGCGUAUUCGCCAAAUGGUCUGCAGUAUGUGUAAAGACAUGGAUUUCCUGCACGAGAGCCCAACCUACGCAAUCCUCGACAACGCUGUUGGGCAAACCCCGAGAGGGGUGGAGGCGCUGAAAACGACCAAGGAAAUUAUCAAAGACUAUAUCAGGUCGAGAAUUUACCACGUUCUAUGCCAGAAUCAAGGAAACUUUAGAAAUUUGGAGUCGGAUCUAAAGUCAACUUUCCCUUUUCGAACAGCUUCUAGUGAGGACUACAGCGUUGUCUACGGGUCGCUCAGUCAGCGGACGAGGCAGUUCACUAAGACAUUCUGGAUAGCAUUGCAGCAUACGCAAUUCGAUGAGGGCAGCUACAACACGUCCAGCCAAGGCACAAUUGGCUUGAGCGAUGACACGCAAUACCUUCAGGUCCUUCAGGGGCUCUGCAAGGAUGACCCCUUCAAUGGGAUCACUCAAGUUCCGCGAGGGGCUUUCGUCAGAACGAUCAAAGUUCUCAAUCAAAUGUUUUGGAGCCGAGAGGUCGUUUAUGGAACACCCUCUGCAAAGCGUCGCAAGACUAACGAAUUAGACGACUCUACCCUUCCUUUUCGAGAUAGACAUAAUUCAAUAUCCUCCUCUAUUGCACGAAUUCCCACAUCUCCUUCAUGGAGAACCAUUCUACCCAAGAAAGCACACACGACAACUGCGCCUAGCACUGAGCCACCUGCUUUCGCACUGAGACCCAAGCCAACAAGUACAGGAAACGUCUUGCAACAGGUUAAUAACUACGUAGCCAACAGCGCCACUGAAAGUCAGCAAGGAGUUUCUACGCCUCCAAAUCUGACAGUACGAAACACUACACCGGUGAAUGAUACCGGCGAAUCUCGAUUCAUACAGGGAACCACAUUUGAAAACAAUGUCUCGGCCGAGUCGACAGCACCGCUGCCAAUCAACCCAAAUUGGGCGGCGCCAACAGUAGCAGCAGACGCUUGUGCCUUCGCUUCAAACAUGUUCUUCAAUCCAUAUACCGGUCGGUAUGAAGAAUUGAACCUCCCCAAGGAGGAGCGAACGCACCACGUUAACCCCCCCCCUCCCACUCCUCGAAUUAGCAAUCGCGUCAAACAAGCCUUCUCUAACAGCAACACAGACGCUGAAGGAACUAUACCUCCCAGCUAUCACUCGCCUAUCAGUCCAGAAGAACUGCUUAAUGAGCUUACCACGGCCAUCGAAUCAAUCUGUUCAAAAAUUGUCUACCCACCCCAUCUCUUCCACGAGACUGGCCUAUUGCCCACGGACCUUUUUGACAGUCUUCUUUGCCUCAAUGCCAACGAAUUCCGCUACCUACCACUCUGGGUACCUGAUGGGAACGACGACGGCACAGGGGGAGUGUUUGAGGAGGAACCCGUCCCGAAUCUCGAUCCAGUACAGACAAAUAUCGAGAGCUUCGGGCCGGGACGGAUCAAGCGCGGGUUCGAUCAAGCAGACACCGAGGCAAACAGCGAAUUUGACGAAAUCACGAGCUCCCAGGCCGUCAGUACCUUGGGGAAGGCCAGUAAGUUCGCCACGGAUGGGACCCGGACAGUCAAGAGUAUGUCAAGUAUCAGCACCAUCGACGUCAAUAGAGAGACUACUGUGUUUACGGGUCCCAAUGAUUUCGAAGGUGUGGCCCACAGUGUCGUCCCCGUGGGCAAAGAUGUAAUGGGAACGGAUGAUGAGGCUGAUGCGGAUAUGCUGAGCGCCGACGAUGUUGAUGAAGGUGUGUUCGACGAUGGAGACUCAGACACUGACAUGGUCAACUGGGACAGUGAGCACGCAACAGAAUCACACGCGAGUUCCAACGCCAUUGGAAAUUCCAACCAGGAAAGUACGGGACGCGGCUAUGAUCAAGGUCAGGGCCAAGGGGCUGGUCAACUUCGUCAUGCACAGCACAACCUCAAGGACGAGUCUCAAAACAACAACAACAUCAUCAACACCAUGCCCGAAUUCGAAACAAUCGUAAAGGAGGUGAAUGAUGACAAGGACAGGCGCAGGGACAACGAGGAGAACAAGGACAACGGGAAAGGCAAGGCCAGGACCCAGAACUUCCCCCACGGCUUCAUUCUCCCUGAUCUCCCGUCCCAUUCCCACGAACCAGCAAACCGGCUGGAGCCGGAGCCGGAACCGUUCGCCCAUGGCCAAUACUAUCCCCGUCCCCAUCCUCGUAAUCGUUCUCAGCUUCAACCUCAUCCACAUCCACAACACGACCAGGCCUCGAGUUCCAGCUCGGUCGUCUUGAUCGAGAUGGGAGACAAUGGUAACGGCAACGAAACCGACAACGACGCCGAGGAGGAGGACGACGACGACGACGACGGUUUCGAAUUCAUCUGA
Messenger RNA from Cladophialophora psammophila CBS 110553, 3654 nucleotides. RefSeq lists its product as uncharacterized. The record is from RefSeq and is a predicted model, not a curated record. The transcript has a single exon. NCBI's taxonomy places the organism in Eukaryota, Fungi, Ascomycota, Eurotiomycetes, Chaetothyriales, Herpotrichiellaceae. Bases 1 to 3654 code for a protein of 1217 amino acids.